GUGUCACCUCUCUGGAAGACUCGGCUCUGUGAGUUUUGGCAGGUUGGAAAAUGCCGCAAGGGCUCACUUUGUUCCUUCGCACACGGCCAGGACGACCUGCGACCCUCCCCGGACUUCGAGUGCACGUCGGUGUGUCCAGUUUUCCUGCACACCGGGAAAUGUGACGCGAAGGGCUGCCGCUAUGCGCACUCCGUUCAGCAGCUCCGGGUACAGCCCCAUCUGCUGAAGAGCAAGAUGUGCAGCUUCCACAUGCUGGGUCGCUGUGUUGUGGGUCCAGCUUGCCGCUUCGCCCACAGUGAAGAGGAACUUCAGGAGGCUCAGGCAGUAGCUGCAGCAGUGAUGAAGCGGGUGCAAGGCAUGGCCUCCGAGAAUGCGCAGGAGCUGCUCAAAACCUCGCAACCUGCACCGCGACCUCGUCCACCGGGAGCCCUCGAGAAAUUUAUGAAUCCCACGGCUCCUGACGAGCCCAAGUUCGUCAAGCUUGAAAUGGAGGUUGUAGAGAUGGAGGCGCAGCCUCAGGAGGCGCAACAGGCCGAUGGAGACUCUGCAAGGCCCAGGUCUGAGGGCAUAAGUCUCGCUGAUAUCCCCGACACGCCCAAAGCGGAAGAACCGCUCAAGGUUGUCAUUGCAGCUUCCUGGGAGCAUGACUUGCUGGAGGAGCCUCCCGAACCUGUCAGCUCUCUGAAGAAUCGCGUGACGGCACCAGGAAACCCCACACGCCCGCCAGUGCAAGCGAAGCGCUCUCGAGCCAGGCGAGUAAUGGUGGACACCAUGGCAGACCUG
Symbiodinium necroappetens is the source of this 783-nucleotide messenger RNA. The record is from the annotation of a GenBank genome assembly. Lineage: Eukaryota; Dinophyceae; Suessiales; Symbiodiniaceae.